Molecule: messenger RNA, 3792 nt
Organism: Metarhizium album ARSEF 1941
Lineage: Eukaryota; Fungi; Ascomycota; Sordariomycetes; Hypocreales; Clavicipitaceae
Product: Skb1 methyltransferase
Exons: 7
Coding region: 1-3792 (1263 amino acids)
Biological process (GO): regulation of DNA-templated transcription
Cellular component (GO): nucleus; cytosol
Source: RefSeq, a predicted model, not a curated record
AUGACAAUGUCGAGCUCUAUCGGGCUUGAGACGCCGCGGUUUCACAUCGGACAGCAUGACUCCAAGAGAGAUGUGCCGCUGACGGACUUGCAGUACGGAUACUUGCUCAACCAAGGCGUAGGAUGCAACCAAGAGCCGACGAGCACACGGACAGGGUCACAAGCCGACCCAAUUAUCCCGCCUCUGACACCGGACGAUACUGCCUUGUUUCCCUCGCCCACCGUCAACACAUAUACAGCGUAUAUAAGCCCGUGGAUCGACUUGUGCUCGACGAAUCCAUUGAUAGCCAACAUCUCACGACAAGUGCUGAACCUCGAGAUCAAUUAUGCCAACUUUUGCGGUGUGAGGAGUAUCAUCAUCGCCGCACCAUCUCGCGAUGCCUCCGAGAGCGGUGGUAGCCAGGCCUUGACACAGUACUCUCGUGCUGUGCAGGAAGCCCUCGUCAUUGGAAGUGCCCUGACAAUUUUGGUUCACAUGCCCAUGUACCGAGAACCCCCGACUGGCCAAGAGGUUGAUGAGACUCUGUCGUCAAUCGAGGAGAAAAGGCCGACACCACUUGCGAGCAAAGAGAUUGACCUUUUUGCGGCGUGGGCCUCUUGGCACCAUGUUCGGUCCGCCUGCAGUUACAACCUCCGGCUUUAUGUUGGUAUGUUUCUAGAACCCUUCCGCGACCCAAACGCUAGUCACGGACAACUAAUCAUUGCCAAUUCAGCUCUCCAAAUUCCCCGGAUGAUGCCUGAAAAGGACCUGCAAACAAGAUGGUUUGCCGAGCCCCUGCACUAUUUGACCAUGGGCCCAGAAGUCUUCCAGACGAACAAAAGCGGCUUCCCUACUUUGUCAAAGCACCACCAGGAAAUGAUCUUCAGUUACAUGAAGCUAAAAGCCAGGCCUUGGAUUCUGCUGUGCGAUGUUGGGCCCGACGCGUCAAAGUUCAACGCGGAAGAUUCAUCCAUCUUUCCGGUAGCCGAUAGGCCUGAAAUGACCGAAGACAAUUUCCCCAGCCUCGCAGAUGCUGCUCACAUAGUGACCAACGAAAGCGGUCGCCCAGGUGUCGAUGCACACAUGGAAUACUUGGAAUGGCUUGAGUCUCAACAACCUCCCCUGACGGCUCUGGAGUCGCCAACCUUGACAAGUUUCCAGGAUUGGCUGCAAUCUCCACUUCAGCCGUUGUCGGAUAAUUUGGAAUCUGCCACGUACGAAGUGUUCGAAGGAGACCCGGUGAAGUACGACCAGUAUGAAGCCGCCGUCAUUGAAGCACUGUCCGAAUGGAAGGAACUCGGCCUGCCUACUUCCAAGCAAGGUGCCGUUGUCAUCGCAGUAGCUGGAUCUGGAAGGGGGCCACUGGUUACGCGCGCCUUGAAGGCAGCAGAGUACGCCGGCGUGAAGGUGGAAGUCUGGGCCGUGGAAAAAAACCCAAACGCCUAUGUCUACCUCUUGCGUCAAAACGAAAUGCUCUGGGGCGGAAGGGUCAACGUCAUAAAGACCGACAUGCGGGCUUGGAAAGGACCCAUUGUGUCCCAGUCGCCAGACGGUCCUGUCUACGGCAGAGUUGACAUUUUGAUUUCCGAACUCCUUGGUUCAUUCGGGGAUAACGAACUUUCCCCCGAGUGUCUUGAUGGCAUCCAACACGUCGUUGCCAAACCGCAUGGCAUCUCGAUUCCACAUUCUUACACGGCUCACAUGAGCCCCAUUUCCACGCCAAAGGUAUACGGGGAUAUCUUGGCACGGUCUGCCACGGAGCCCACAGCCUUCGACACCCCUUGGGUCGUCAGACUGUACGCCCUCGACUUUGUCUGCCAAAGGGUGCCGGGGCGCGCGCGAUUCCAACAAGCGUGGGAAUUCUCACACCCUAUUCCGGAAUCGACAUUGGCAAACAUUGAUGCCCGGCGCUCCGGUGGGACCAUGGGUGGCGGGGGCGGCAGCAUGGCAGGGGCAGCGGGUGCAAAUGACCAUAAUUCUCGAUACUGCCACGUCACGUUUGUGUGUCGCUCGCAGGGCGUCACGCACGGCCUGGCGGGUUACUUUGAAUCGACCUUGUACGAGCCGAAGCUCGAGAGCCGAAGGGGGCAAAAGGUUGAAAUCAGCACACACCCCGAGCGGAUUGACCAGAAGAGCAAGGAUAUGAUUUCCUGGUUCCCCAUUUUCUUCCCCCUCAAGGUGAGGCUCAUGGCAUUCGUUUGCAUCCCUUCCGCUGGCAGCACGGCAAGAUUGACCAAUGGCAACAUAGGAGCCGAUCUCGUUCCCAGCCGACACCGAACUCGAAGUAAGUAUGUGGCGGCAAACAGACGACACCAAAGUGUGUCCGCCGGGGCUGAGCGUUACAUUGUCACGGCGCAUGGCGAUGCGCAAUGCGCAAUGCGGAGCGAGCCGCUUGGGUGCAAGCGGGAAGCACUCAUAGAUAUCGAGAUGCACAAGGCCGUGAAGUUGGUGCCGGAAAACGCCGGGUGCGCAUCCGCGCCCUCAGCUGCCGCAUCAGGCGGAAGCCGGCGCCCUGGUUGGCCCGGUGCCGGCGAGCGCCGCGACAGGGAGCCUCCGACGUCUCGAGCCGAGACUCAACAGCCGGACAAGCGAGGGGUUCUACGCGGAGCUCGAAACCGGCCUACAUCGCAUACGCACCGCCGUCAACAAACUGCCAAAAUGUCCUCUCAGCCUUCUCACCCUGCUCUGAUGAUUCCCGGACCCAUCGAGUUCGACGACGCCGUGCUCCAGUCCAUGGCGCACUACAGCGAGUCUCAUGUCGGUCCUGGCUUCGUCUCAACCUUUGGCGACACCCUCUCCAUGCUGAGGAAGCUCUUCCAGACCACCGACCCGGCCUCGCAACCUUUUGUUAUCAACGGAUCUGGUACCCUGGGCUGGGACAUGGUCGCUGUCAACCUGGUCGAGCCUGGCGAGAAUGCACUUGUUUUGAGCACGGGCUACUUCGGGGACGGAUUCGCCGACUGCCUCGCUGCAUAUGGCGCCAAGGUGACCAAGAUUACUGGACCUGUGGGCAGCCGGCCCCAGCCUGACGAGAUUGAAAAGGCCCUCAAGGAAAAGAAGUACAAGAUCAUCACCGCCACCCACGUUGACACCUCGACUGGUGUCUUGUUCGACCUUAAGAGCCUCACCGACGUCGUCAAACGUGUCUCCCCCGACACUCUUAUCGUUGCCGACGGUGUCUGCAGUGUUGCGUGCGAGGAGAUUGCAUUCGAUGAGUGGGGUCUGGACGCUGUCAUUACUGCCGGCCAGAAAGCCAUUGGUUGCCCUACCGGAUUGCACAUCUCCAUGUUCAGCGGUCGUGCCAUUGACGCGGUGCAGAACCGCAAGACAGAGCCCGCUACUUAUUUCGCUUCAAUGAGGAGAUGGAUUCCUAUUAUGCAAAACUACGAGGCGAAGAAGCCCUCGUACUUUUCCACUCCCUCACCACAGCUCAUCCGCGCCCUGAACGCUGCUGUCAGCCAGAUUUUGACCCGCCCCCUGUCAGAGCGCUUCCAGAGACACAUUGAGGUCUCCAACAAGGUCAAGAAGGCCGUUGCUGACCUUGGCCUCGGGGUUGUCGCGGCCAAGCCCGAGGAUCAGGCUCAUGCCAUGACUGCUAUUUACCUGCCAGACAGUGUCAGCAUCUCCGACAUCCUGCCCAAGCUGUUGAACAAGGGCAUCAUCUUCGCCGGUGGACUGCACAAAGAGAUCGGCACCAAGUAUAUCCGAUUCGGACACAUGGGUCCCUCGGCUAUGGACCCCGAGCGAAACGACGUCGACAAUGCCCUCAAGGCCCUGCGGGAGUCUUUGACCGAGUCUGGCUACAAGGCAUAA